Messenger RNA from Opisthorchis viverrini, 264 nucleotides. RefSeq lists its product as hypothetical. The coding region runs from base 1 to 264 and encodes 87 amino acids. The transcript has 2 exons. NCBI's taxonomy places the organism in Eukaryota, Metazoa, Platyhelminthes, Trematoda, Opisthorchiida, Opisthorchiidae. The record is from RefSeq and is a predicted model, not a curated record.
AUGCAGCGAUUCAGUUGCUUGGAAACAUCACAAACGAGAGAUUCAGCUGGGUUCCAGUGUUGCACUGAUUUUGGUAAAACUUCACUGGUCAAAAGCGUUUGGUGGAAUUCCACACGGAUCCCACUUUACCGCUCGCACUCAGAUGCUGCUACGGCCGAGAAGCCCAUUUCACGCAAGAUUGGCCAAGAAUUCCGGACGCAUGGCGGUCCGGCAUCAAGCCAAGAUCUGAUUGGUCGAAAGUCUGGACCCAACAGCCAAUCAUGA